Molecule: messenger RNA, 2193 nt
Organism: Nematocida ausubeli
Lineage: Eukaryota; Fungi; Microsporidia
Exons: 1
Coding region: 1-2193 (730 amino acids)
Biological process (GO): nucleotide-excision repair; transcription by RNA polymerase II; positive regulation of mitotic recombination
Cellular component (GO): nucleus
Molecular function (GO): hydrolase activity, acting on acid anhydrides, in phosphorus-containing anhydrides; damaged DNA binding; ATP binding
Source: RefSeq, a predicted model, not a curated record
AUGAUUAUUAAAAUGGGUAAUAUUGAAGUCUUCUUUCCGAAGAACAACAUAUACCAAGAGCAAAUGCAGUACAUUAAGGAGCUAUACGAAGUGGUCCAGGACAAAGGACACUGCUUAAUAGAAAUGCCAACAGGCACAGGAAAAACAAUUGUUCUCUUAAGCUUUCUAAUGAGCUACCAAAUACAUCUUAUGACGAAAGAAGAAGGCCACGAAAAGAUCCGAGAGAAAGGAUUCAAAAGAAGAGAAGGUGUUUUUAAAAUAAUAUACUGCACCCGAACAACUGCAGAGAUAGAGAAGGUGCUGGAGGAGUUAAAAGAGCUAUAUGAUUACAUUAAAACGUACAUUCCAGAUUUAGAUUACACAGGACUGGGACUGGCAGCACGAAGAACACUCUGCCUGAAUCCAGACAUCAACGCAGACCCUUCCCUUGUCAAUAAGAGAUGCCGACAAGAAAAGGAAGAUUGCACAUUCUAUAAAGAGUAUCUGAAGAUGACAGAGAAUAUUCCAAGCGGCAUCCACACUCUAGACGGUCUAAAAGAAAUUGGAACCCAGACAAACCGGUGCGCUUACUACACAGCAAGAUCGUCCAUAUUUUUGGCGGAUUGCGUGGUGUACACGUACAAUUAUAUGAUUGACCCGCGUAUUAGCGAGCUUGUGAGCAGUGGAUUUGGGAGCAACUGCGUAGUUGUCUUUGACGAGGCACACAAUAUAGAUAGUGUUUGUGUUGAGGUGUUGACAGUGCAUAUUAAUAGAACAUGCUUAGACAAGGCAUGGAAAAGCCUGUGCACGAUUUCAGACUACAUGGUCAGCAGAAAUAUAAGCCUGAACCGAAAUGAAAGAGAGCGGUCAAUGUACAAUAGAGGAAAGGGAAUUAAAAGCGACUAUGCAUCGCUUCUUGAGGGACACAAAUCCAGCAGAAAAUUUACCUCGCUUGUUCCAGGGACACUUCGAAGCAUUAGCGGGUUUAUCUCGGCUACGAAGCGAAUCAUUGAGUUCUUUAAAACCAAGCUGAAGAAUGUAAACCUCACCACUGAAACGACAGAGGUCUUUGUAAAAACACUUGAGACCACUGUCUUUAUUGACUUUUCGUCGCUGAUCCAUCUCUCGCGAAGGCUGCGCGAAAUAAUGGGGGAGCUGGAAAUGCAUGGGUUUACAGAUGACUACUCCGAGCUAUCGCGAGUGUGCGACUUCUGCUCACUGAGCGGGCAGUUUAAGAAAGGAUUUUCUGUUAUUUUUGAGCCCUUCAACUCGUACUCAAUUUACGAGCCUGUGCUGCACCUUUCGUGCCUAGACUCAUCAAUUGCCAUGAAGCGUGUUUUUUCUGGAUACAAUAAUGUAAUUAUCACAAGCGGAACACUCAGCCCAAUAUCGAUAUACCCAAGGCUGCUGGACUUUACUCCUGUUAAGUCUGUUGAAAUUGAUGUUUCGUCAAAAAGAGGACUGCAUGCACUGAUUGUCACAAAAGGAAGUGACCAAAUGACGCUGGCCAUGGACGGCUCCAAUGCAAUCUCAAGCACAUUUUCUUUGCGCGCAGAGCCAGCAGUUGUGCGUAACUAUGGAAAUCUUCUUCUUGAGAUGGCCAUGUCUGUUCCUGAUGGAAUGGUUUGCUUUUUCCCUUCAUAUAGAUACAUGGAAGAGGCUGUGGCAGCCUGGACCGAAAGUGGAAUAAUAAAGAAAAUAAUGGAAUGCAAGCUUAUCUUUGUGGAGUCGUUUGACCAUGCAGAGACAGAAAGAGCGCUGGAGGGAUAUAAAAGAGCAUGCGAAACCGGAAGAGGGGGGCUUAUGCUCAGCGUGGCAAGAGGAAAGGUCUCUGAGGGUGUGGACUUCUCUGGAUGCUAUGGGCGGGCAGUUCUUAUUUUUGGCGUGCCCUUUCAGUACACUGAAAGCCCAAGACUCAAAAAGCGCUUGGAGUUUCUUGCAGAGGAGUUUGGAAUUAGAGAGUCAGAAUUUCUUUCCUUUGACGCGAUGCGCCAAACAGCACAGUGCAUUGGAAGGGUGCUCCGAACAAGCACAGACUAUGGGCUAGCUGUUUUGGCUGAUAGACGGUUCAAUGUGUCCGAGAAAAAAACACAAUUGCCAAGAUGGGUUCAGAGGCAUUUAGAAGAAACAAGUGUAAAUUUAAGUAUUGACAUGUGUGUUGCGCAGGGAAGGCAAUUUUUUAGAAGAGCACCAAGUGCAAAGUAUUAUAAUUAG